Molecule: messenger RNA, 2946 nt
Organism: Aspergillus nomiae NRRL 13137
Lineage: Eukaryota; Fungi; Ascomycota; Eurotiomycetes; Eurotiales; Aspergillaceae
Product: putative G-patch domain protein
Exons: 8
Coding region: 1-2946 (981 amino acids)
Biological process (GO): mRNA splicing, via spliceosome
Cellular component (GO): nucleus
Molecular function (GO): RNA binding; hydrolase activity
Source: RefSeq, a predicted model, not a curated record
AUGCUAGAGGCUGACCUGUGCUGGCCUCUGUGGGAGGAGGGCUCAGUGGAUGGAGCCUUCAAACUUGAGGCACCAGGAGGCGAUCUAGGGCAAGCAGUCAUCGCUGAAGUCGAGCGUCCUUUUCUCCUUGGUUACAGUCCAGUCAAGGGCAAUGGAAGGGGAGUACUCAUUCUUGGAGGCGGCGGCUACGUUCAGCUCAUGGUUGGUCGGGAAGGCAUCGCGGUUGCGAAAUGGCUAGCCAGCCUUGGGUUCUACGCCUUUGUGCUUGUCCACCGGUUUCCCACCGCUCGUACUGGAGCUCAAGCGCCUCUAGAUGAUGCCAGACGCGCGUUCAAAAUGAUGGCGGAGUCCGGGCACGCACCGGAGGGACAGGGUAUAUGCGGCCUCUCUUCUGGAGGUCACCUCGGAGCUGCACUUCUGGCCCAAUAUCCUCAAGAAUGGAUAUCACCCGAUCCAGACAUCCCCCAAGCUCAGUUUGCUAUUCUUGGAUAUGGACCAAUCUCGACAAACGCUGCCGGCCGUACCAUCAUUGCAAAUAAGCCACCCCUUCCGCCUGCAGAGAAGCAAGCUCUAUACGACUCAGUACAGCCAGAUGUCCAGCUCAAAUCCCCGGCCCCGCCCACAUUCAUUGUUUAUUCCAAUAAUGACCCGGUUGUCCCUGUCGUCAACGCUUAUCGUCUUGCCGAGGGCAUAACCAAGAGCGGAGGGUCUGUUGAGCUUCAUGUCUUUGCGGAUGCGCCUCAUGGCUUCGCCAUCGACACGGAGAAUCUACCUGUUUCUAAUUGGCCGUCAAUGUGUGAAGCAUGGCUUAGGCAACAUGAUUUCCGCCGGGUGCUUCCCACCGGCCCUAUCCGCGCCGUGACGAUAGGGACGGCCGCAUGUACGACGACCGUUCGCGCUCGCGCUCUCCUGGCGUGUCUCUCUCCGACUCGACAACUGCUAACUGUAUUCUCGGGUCAAAAGAUCUUCCGCGCUCUCCCCCACGAGGGCCUGCCUCGGACAGAAGACACGAUUACCCCAGAGACGGCCCGGAUUCCAGACCUCGUUACCACAGUCGGGACCGUGAUGACUAUCGACGACGCUCGUCUAGAUCGCCUCCGCCCCGGCGCGGGAGGCCGGCAUACAGAGAUCGCGACCGCGAAGGUUAUCGCUCGCCCGGAUACCACAGUCGGAGCAGAAGUCACAGUCGAAGUCGGAGUCGAAGCCAGCGACGAGGCCAUUACGAAUGAACUCAGAGACGGCUAUCAUAUUGAAGGUCUUGAGGAAGUUCGGGUGAUUCGUGAUCGGCAGACGAAAAUAUCCCGACAGCUCGGCUUUCUCCGAUUCCGUGACCUCAACUACUCGCGCGUUUUUGUUGAGCGCAAUUUUCCGUCCAUUUACUUCUACGGUCCUAGCGCUGGUCAGGAUGACCGUGGAACCAAAGUCCGCAUCGCAUAUAGCCGGGAGAGAGAGGAUCGUGCUCGCGCCAGAGCCGAGGGGGAUUGGACUUGCAAGAACUGUGCGAUAGUCAAUUACUCUACACGUUCAAAAUGUUUCCGGUGUCAAGCCCCCCGACCUGAACCCGGUCCGACGGGUCCUCCUGGAAUCGCUGCUCCCAAGGUUGAGAAUAAUGGUGAUAAUGAUGCUGCUCCUGAAAACCAGCCCUCGCAGUUUCUCUUGUUCCGAGGACUGGAGCCCACCGUGACAGAAGAACUUCUCGCCAAAGGAGUUGCUAAACUAUACCGACCAGCUAGCAAUGCUGAAAAUACAUCAGGAAAUCAGAAGAAAGGGGCUAAAGUGGCUUCCACUACUGGCGAUUCAAACCUGGGAGCUCGGGACGGGUCUAUCCGCCGUGUGCUGCUAGUACGAGAUCGCAAAAGCAAUGAAAGCUGGCGUUACGGAUUUGCGGAAUUUGCAACUAUCCAGGAUGCUCAAGCGGCUGUUACACGUCUCAACUCGUUCGAGAAGUUCACCAUAUCAUCAAGGCCAGUGCUUGUGAGCUACAUUCACGCUGGUGUUUUUGUUCCCGUGAUCAAUCCCUCGGCGCGUACGGAGAGGUUCACAUUCAGCCCUCUCAAUAACCCAUCCUUAAAGCUAAUGUACUGGGAUGAGGAGGCUUACGUUACAGAGCUCACAGUGUCGACUGGCGACAGUGACAAUAACCAAAUGCUGUUGAAGAACGACCAGCCUGACCAGCCAGAAACACAGGGAAAGGCUCAUAAAGACACAGACAAAACUAAGAAGAGGAAAGCAGACAACUCAGCCACUGCCGGCGCCAAGAAGCUUGCGAUGCCGUCGCAUUUGCAAUUCUGGAGCAAUCGGCACGCAGAGCUACAUGGCAUUCAGAAGAAGGACCCUGAUGACGCCGGAAGUGGCCCGGAUCAAGGGGCCUCGGCCAUGGAUCCUGGCGCUCCACCAGCCCAGUCCUAUGCGGACCCCAGUCGGAACUGCUGUUAUCUCUGCAUGCGCCAAUUCAAGAGCUCCGCGGAGGUCAACCGCCACGAACGACUCAGUCAGCUGCACCAGAGUAACUUGCAAGAUGAGGAGCUAAAAGCCAAGGCGAUGGGGAAGCUUAUCAAACAUGGUAUUGCCCAGCAGACACCGGAGUACCGCGACCGUGCCAGGGAACGCCGACAGGCAUUCGGCAGCUCCAAGGCUGCAGCUAAGAAGAGCGCGCCUCCACCAAAGGAGGAAGAAGAACCCCCAGUGGAGUCCACGUCGAAGGGUGCUUCUCUUCUCAGCAAGAUGGGAUGGUCUGCUGGAACAGGGCUGGGUGCUCAGGGCACUGGCAUGACUGCUCCUAUUGCCACCGAGGUCUACGCGCAGGGUGUUGGUCUAGGAGCACAGGGAGGCAAAUUGGGAGAUGCAGUCGAAGAAGCAGGACGCAAUACCCGCGGGAGAUACGAUGAAUUCUUGGAAAAGACAAGGCAGACUGCACGGGAGCGCUACGAGCAAAUGGAGAAAUAG